GCCUCCCUGUCUUAUCCACAUUUUCCAGCCAACUGCUGUGGCUGACUUCCGCAAUCCUGGUGGAAUAAAUCUAGCACCCCUGGACUCCCGCCUGCAUUAGCCACACUGUGCCUGAAAGGAGCCCGGACGAGAUUCCCAACUUCAGGAUGUGGGGGCUCAAGGUCCUGCUGCUACCGGUGAUGAGCUUUGCUCUGUACCCUGAGGAGAUGCUUGACACUCAGUGGGAGCUGUGGAAGAAGACAUACCAGAAGCAGUAUAACAGCAAGGUGGAUGAAAUCUCUCGGCGCUUAAUAUGGGAAAAGAACCUGAAGUAUAUUUCCAUCCAUAACCUUGAGGCCUCUCUUGGUGUCCAUACAUAUGAACUGAGCAUGAACCACCUGGGAGACAUGACAAGUGAAGAAGUGGUUCAGAAGAUGACUGGGCUCAAAGUACCCCCCUUUCAUUCCCAGAGUAAUGACACCCUCUAUAUCCCAGACUGGGAAGGCAGGGCUCCCGAUUCUGUGGACUACCGAAAGAAGGGCUAUGUUACACCUGUCAAAAACCAGGGUCAGUGUGGUUCCUGUUGGGCUUUCAGUUCUGUGGGUGCCCUGGAGGGCCAACUGAAGAAGAAAACGGGCAAACUCUUAAAUUUGAGUCCCCAGAACCUGGUGGAUUGUGUGUCUGAGAAUAAUGGCUGUGGAGGAGGCUACAUGACUAAUGCCUUCCAGUACGUGCAGGAAAAUCGGGGCAUCGACUCUGAAGACGCCUAUCCAUACGUGGGCCAGGAUGAAAGCUGUAUGUACAACCCAACAGGUAAGGCAGCUAAGUGCCGGGGAUACAGAGAGAUCCCUGUGGGCAACGAGAAGGCGCUCAAGAGAGCUGUGGCCCGUGUGGGACCCAUCUCCGUGGCCAUUGAUGCAAGCCUGACCUCCUUCCAGUUCUACAGCAAGGGUGUGUAUUAUGAUGAAAGCUGCAAUGGUGAAGAUCUGAAUCAUGCAGUGCUGGCAGUGGGGUAUGGGAUCCAGAGGGGCAACAAGCACUGGAUACUUAAAAACAGCUGGGGAGAAAACUGGGGAAACAAAGGCUACGUUCUCUUGGCUCGAAAUAAGAACAAUGCAUGUGGCAUUGCCAACCUGGCCAGCUUCCCCAAGAUGUGACCGCAGCCAGCCAGCCUCAUUCUGCUCUUGUAUUCCCACUUGAUGGUGCCGUAUCAUGAUGUGUCUUGGAGGGAGCUGUGUGCCAUUCUUGAAACAGACAAGGCAACACCGAGACUGUUUCGUUCUUCAUUCACCGGUGCUUCAAGCAAUGCCCACUACUUUUCUUCUCUCACCUGAGGCCC
Molecule: messenger RNA, 1318 nt
Organism: Octodon degus (degu)
Lineage: Eukaryota; Metazoa; Chordata; Mammalia; Rodentia; Octodontidae
Gene: Ctsk
Product: cathepsin K
Exons: 8
Coding region: 147-1136 (329 amino acids)
Biological process (GO): immune response
Cellular component (GO): lysosome
Molecular function (GO): cysteine-type endopeptidase activity
Source: RefSeq, a predicted model, not a curated record